Elgaria multicarinata webbii is the source of this 9612-nucleotide messenger RNA. It is a transcript of the gene WDR11, whose product is annotated as WD repeat domain 11. NCBI's taxonomy places the organism in Eukaryota, Metazoa, Chordata, Lepidosauria, Squamata, Anguidae. Gene Ontology annotation, molecular function: protein binding. The record is from RefSeq and is a predicted model, not a curated record. Gene Ontology annotation, cellular component: cytoplasm. The transcript has 29 exons. Bases 116 to 3790 code for a protein of 1224 amino acids.
CCCCGCCCGGAAGAGACUGCUUCCUUAGAAAAGCUUCGGUUCCUUUCUUCGCCCCCGGUCUGUCGGCCGCUCGGGACGAGACCCCCCCACCCCACCCCCUGCUUUCUUCUAAGCCAUGCAGCCCUACAUGGUUAACAUCAAACUGUCGGCUCGGACCCUGACCGGGGCGCUCAACCCUCAGAACCGAGGGGCGGCAGAUUGGGGCUGGCAAGGUUUGAUUGCAUAUGGAUGCCAUUCUCUUGUUCUGGUGAUUGAUUCAAAGACUGCUCAGACCCUCCAGGUUUUGGAAAGGCACAAAGCUAACGUUGUCAAGGUUAAGUGGGCUAAGGAAAACUACCACCACAAUAUUGGAUCACCUUAUUCUUUGCGCUUGGCUUCUGCUGAUGCCACUGGGAAGAUAAUUGUUUGGGAUGUAGCUACAGGAGCUGCUCGCUGUGAAAUUCAAGAGCACACAAAACCCAUUCAGGAUAUGCAAUGGCUGUGGAAUCAGGACGCUUCUCGAGAUCUGCUACUUGCAGUUCACCCGCCAAAUUACAUUGUGUUAUGGAAUGCAGAUACUGGCACCAAACUCUGGAAGAAAAGUUAUGCAGAAAACAUCCUUUCGUUUUCAUUUGAUCCCUUUGAUCCUUCAAAUUUAACAUUGCUCACAAGUGAAGGAAUAGUGUUCAUUUCGGACUUCUCUCCUUCCAAGGCCCCUGUCAGUUCGGGGAAAAAGGUUUACAUUUCCAGCCCCCAUUCCAGUCCUGUUCAUAACAAGCUCGUAUCUGCUACUGGGGCUAAAAAGGCCUUGGACAAAGUAAAAAUUCUCAUCACUAAUGAAAAACCAAGUGCCGAAUCAGUAACACUGAAUGACUGCCUUCAGCUAUCCUACCUGCCUUCCAAACGAAACUACAUGUUGUUACUCUACCCAAGAGAAAUCUUGAUUCUUGACCUUGAAGUAAACCAGACAGUAGGUGUGAUAGCAAUCGAAAGAACAGGAGUGCCUUUCCUACAGGUAAUCCCUUGUUUUCAGCGUGAUGGAUUGUUCUGCCUACAUGAAAAUGGCUGUAUAACUUUGAGAGUUCGCAGAUCUGCCCAUAGUUUAAGUGUUACAUCAAAUGAAGAUCCAGACCCUGAUCCCAUUCAGGAGCUGGUCUAUGACUUACGAAGUCAAUGCGAUGCCAUCAGGGUUACCAAGACUGUUCGCCCAUUCAGUAUGGUGUGCUGUCCAGUGAAUGAAAAUUCUACAGCUCUCAUAAUCAGUGAUGGUAGAGUGAUGAUAUGGGAGCUGAGGUCUACCAUUGCAGGCCGAAGUCUGCGCACUAGCCAUUCAAGUGUAUCACCUUUGUAUUCACCCAUCUCGUUCUGUGGAAUUCCUGUUGGAGCAUCUCAGAAUAAGCUUCCCGACCUGUCACUAGAUAAUAUGAUAGGGCAAGGCACACUUUCUACAGAAGAACAACUAAGAAGUUGCUGUUUACAAGAAGUGCAUUUAAAAUUCCUGCUAACCGGGCUUCUUUCAGGCCUCCCUUUGCCUCCGUUUGCUAUACGCAUGUGUCCACCUCUUACCACAAAAAACAUAAAGCAGUAUCAGCCUCUCCUUGCUGUUGGAACAAGCAAUGGCUCAGUCUUGGUGUACAACCUUACCAGUGGGCUCCUGCAUAAAGAGCUGAGCAUUCAUUCCUGUGAAGUCAAGGGCAUUGAGUGGACAAGCUUGAGCAGCUUCCUUUCUUUUGCCACAUCAACACCUAAUAAUCUGGGGCUUGUAAGAAAUGAGCUGCAGUUGGUUGAUCUUCCCACAGGUAGAAGCACUGCAUUUCGUGGGGAGCGAGGCAGUGAUGAACCAGCCAUUGAAAUGAUAAAGGUGUCUCACUUGAAGCAGUAUUUAGCAGUUAUUUUUAAAGACAAGCCUUUGGAAUUAUGGGAUAUCAGGACAUGCACACUUCUAAGAGAAAUGUCAAAAAGCUUCCCUACAAUCACUGCUUUGGAAUGGUCACCUUCUCAUAACCUUAAGAGCUUAAGAAAGAAGCAGCUUGCAACCCGUGAAGCGAUGGCCCGACAAACAGUGGUAUCAGAUACAGAGCAAAGCAGUUUAGAGUCUUCAGUGAUCAGCUUAUUGCAGGAAGCUGAAAGUAAAUCUGAUUUGAGCCAGAACAUUUCUGCUCGGGAGCACUUUGUGUUUACAGAUACCGAUGGACAAGUUUAUCACUUGACGGUGGAGGGGAAUUCUGUCAAAGAUAGCGCAAGAAUUCCUCCUGAUGGAAGCAUGGGCAGCAUAACAUGCAUCGCAUGGAAGGGAGAUAUCUUGGUUCUCGGAGACGUUGAUGGAAAUUUGAACUUCUGGGAUUUAAAAGCCAGGGUAUCCAGGGGUAUCCCCACACACCGAGGCUGGGUGAGGAAGAUACGCUUUGCCCCUGGGAAAGGAAACCAAAAGCUUAUAGCAAUGUAUAACGAUGGGGCUGAAGUUUGGGAUACAAAGGAGGUACAAAUGGUGAGCAGCUUACGAAGUGGCAGAAAUGCUAACUUCCGCGUCCUUGAUGUUGACUGGUGUACCUCAGAUAAAGUGAUCUUGGCAUCAGAUGAUGGAUGCAUCAGAGUGCUAGAGAUGACAAUGAAAUCAGCAUGUUUUAGAAUGGAUGAGCAAGAAUUGUCAGAACCUGCGUGGUGCCCGUAUCUUCUUGUUCCACGAGCUUCUUUAGCUUUAAAAGCAUUCUUGCUACACCAACCUUGGAGUAAUAAAUAUUCCCUGGAUAUUUCAGACAUAAAUUAUCCAGAGAAUGAAAAUGUUAAAAAUCUGCUGCAAGAACAGUUGCACUCAUUGUCCAAUGACAUCAAGAAACUUUUACUUGAUCCAGAGUUCACCCUCUUGCAGCGGUGCCUAUUACUUUCAAGGCUAUAUGGGGAUGAAUCUGAACUUCAUUUCUGGACGGUUGCAGCCCAUUAUUUGCAUACUUUUUCCCGAGAAAAAACUUUAACAGUAAAAAUGGAAGGCACACCCACUAUUCAAGAAAAAUGGAUGAACCCGCUAGAUAUAUGUUACGAUACACUGUGUGAAAACACCUAUUUCCAGAAAUUCCAGCUUGAAAGGGUCAAUCUCCAAGAGGUGAAAAGAUCAAAUUACGAUCACACCAGGAAAUGCACUGACCAGCUACUACUUUUGGGCCAGACUGAUAGAGCUGUGCAGUUGCUUCUGGAGACAAGUGCUGAGAACCCCUAUUACUACUGUGAUUCGCUCAAGGCAUGUCUGGUCACAACAGUCACUUCCUCAGGUCCUUCCCAAAGCACCAUCAAAUUGGUUGCAACCAACAUGAUCGCAAAUGGAAAGCUAGCUGAGGGCGUCCAGUUACUUUGUUUAAUCGAUAAAGCUGCUGAUGCGUGUCGUUACCUGCAAACCUAUGGUGAAUGGAAUCGAGCAGCAUGGCUUGCAAAAGUUCGUCUGAAUGCAGAGGAAUGUGCUGAUGUCCUGAAGCGUUGGGUUGAUCACCUUUGUUCUCCACAAAUUAAUCAGAAAUCCAAGGCCAUCCUUGUCCUCCUCUCCCUGGGUUGCUUCAUGAGAGUUGCAGAGAUGUUACACAGCGUGAGGUAUUUUGAUAGGGCCGCCUUGUUUGUCGAAGCCUGCCUCAAGUAUGGCACAAUUGAUGUUAAUGAAGAUGCAAAAAAACUAAUCCAUGCGGUAUUUGCAGAUUAUGCCAGAAGCCUGAAGACUCUGGGGUUUAAUCAAGCUGCUACUUUGUUUGCCUCAAAAGCAGGAGCAGCUGGCAAAGAUUUAUUGAAUGAACUUGAACAACUGAAAGAAGAAGGACUUAAAGAGUGACAACUCCAAGUAAACCACUAAAACGUGUAAUUUCCCAUCAGAUGGAGUCAUCAUCAGUGGAGUAAUUAUUGACAGACAAUGAAGAAGAGUUUCUUUUCGGCAAAUAAUAACAAUAAUAAUACAGAUUUGGUCACAAUAGAAAUUAUACAUACAGCAUGUCAUGUGUAACCAGAGAUUUCUUCCAAAAUUGGUGGAGAUAAUUCCUCUACUAUUAAGCAAUACAUCUAUAUUUCUCUAUAAACAGAAGUUCAGAAAUUGUAUCUAUAAAAGUUUCCAAUCAAAAGAAAAGGGAUAUCCAUGUAGGAGGUCUUUGGUUAUAUAUGAAAAUUGCAGAACCAGGGUCAGUCCAAUAUUUUGUUGCCCCUGAGAAGUGUAUCCCAGGAUCCCUUGCAAUGAUGCUGAAAUGAAACUCUCAGCUUAUGUCAAAGCCGCAUGACAUAAAAGUCAUUCUGUGCAUUCUAACAUCCUCUGUGACAUGGGGAAAUGGGACAUAUGUUUAGGAUUGGUAACUGCUUCACUGGCAUUCCUAAGUAUAUUGUUGCUCUAAGCAACCAUUUAGACAGCUUGAGCUGUCAGUACUGAAGCUGAGUUGAUGUUUCAUGUCGAAGUAUACAUAUUACAAAAAGGAGGAACGUUCAUCAAAGAAGCCCAAAGCAACUUGCAUGGAAAUCGAAAAGGUUUCUCAGCUGUUUCUCCAAGUUAUGGGUACUAUUUACAUCUCAGAGUGUGAAGCCCCCACCCACCCAAGGAAGCUUCUAAGCCUUAGGUGCAAAGGAGCUAUGGAAUUCCUGAGCUUGUCUGACCACAUCUCUUUACUCAACGGAGCUAAACCUUGGGCAAGAUUGCUUGUCAACAUGCUCUCUGUAAAUCCACCAUGCUCAUGUGACUAGUAAAAGACAUGCCUGUAGUCACAUGGAGUGAGGGCAUUUACAAUGAAUAGAUAAAAAGUUUCUACCUAAGCUUUAGUUUAUAGAUCAGAAAGUUUCCCAAGCUUAGUCAGACAAGCUCGGGAAUUAAACGGGUCUCUUGAUCCCACAGAUGGGAGGUUUCUGCACCAUUGAAAGUAGCCUUUGAGUACCUCUAGUGUCCAGAAGUUAGGCAAGGGAGAUAGAUGACAUUUCAGUGGGCCAGCUGGGUGUGCUUUUCAGUAAUAAGAGCCCUGCUGGAUCUAGUCUAGCAUUCUGUAUGCACAAGGGCCAACCAAAUGACUAUGGGAAGCACGAAAGCAGGUAAUGAGAGCAAUAGCCCUCUCCUGUUGCUGUUCCCAGAAGUACACUGCUUCUGAUUCUGGCAGUUCUAUAUAGCCAACAUGAGUAGCAGCGACUGAUAGAUUAACUUCCACGAAUUAGUGUUAGCCCUUUCUAAAGUCAUCCAAGUUGGCGGCCAUAAUAAAUGCACAAACAAAACUAAAAGCUUGUUUUGGCUUGGCUCCAGUUUAUAUUGCAUUGUACGCAGAGCUCUUGACUAUUUAAUCUGAAGCAGAGGUUAAGCUUCUAUCAGGCCUUUAACAGGCCUUUGUGAUAUAAGCUUCCAACCCCCAAAUUCUUUAUUUCUCUCUUUCUGUGUGUAUUAUGAUGCACCAUAUGUUUAAUAGAUUCUGAUCACAGCUGGAACUUUUUUGUCUUGUUUUUGACAGAGAGGGCAAUCCUAUGUUGCCUAGGAGAGCAUCUCAGGGACCAUAGGAUUGUUUGGUGUCCCCCUCCCAAGGCUAAGGACACUGCUAUGACCUCAGAAAUGUGACUCGAGUUCCGAUCCUUUGUGGCUGCUGUGGCAAGAACCACACCAGCCGCUUCUCAAGGUUACAAAUGCAACCUCGGAGGGAAGGAAAAGGGGAUGUUCUGUUGGGCAGGGAGGAGAAAGGAGAGGCCAGGAUACAAGAAAUUCUACGGCUUCUCAAGACGCCACCAGUGUGCUUUCUCAAAGGCCUAUCUAGAGGAAGAACAUUUAAAAGGAGGAGCAUUUUCACGUCUGUUGUUCCUCAUGUCCUAUCAGCAGCUACUUGAGAGGGCAUUGGAUGUGGAGGCUUCCUUCUAAGGGGUCUUUCUUUCCAGUUGUCUUUCUAAUUCUGCCACUUCACAUUGUCAUUCUUUUCAGUACAUAUUGUUUGUUAUUAAAGCUAUAUUAAUAUGUGCUUUUUGCAUAUUAUGCUGCAUUUCCCACAAAAAUAUCAGGGAGUGUUUACAUCAUCAGUAUAUGGUAUAAGUUCCUGAAUUUGGAAGCAGAAGUACCUGUGGGUUCUAUUUCUAAGUAUGUAUCCCUGGUGGAAGGGAACAAAUGACAAUUCCUUCCAUUUUGGUUGCUGUUCUAAUACUAUGUAAUGCAUAAACGUGUUGCUGCAGCAAGUGACAGAAUGCUCUCAUUAGUCCUUAGAGGAAGAAGAGAUUAAUGUAGUUUUAUUCAUUCCUGAUCAUAGGUCAGGCUAAGCCAUUUCAGUGGAGCAGGGGUAGGCAACCUGGUGUCCUCCAAAUGUUUUGGACACUCCAAAUCCCUGACCAUUGGCCAGAUUAGCUGGGGUAGAUGGGAGUUGUAGCCAAAACAUCUGGAGAGCACCAGGUUGCCUACCUCUGCAGUAGAGCAAAACAUAUUUUACACAAACAAGCAGCAUAGGUGUGGAUGAAGAGAGAGUCUGAAAUAAGCAAACACAUAAGGACAAAUCAACUCUGGAUCCGAACCAUGGCAGGAAGAAGUUUCAGUCAAAUCCUAAUAUUAAAUACAAGAUAAUGGAACACAAACAGAUUUGGUCUUUGGUUAUUUAAACUUGUCCAUGAUGAGUCUAUUCAGUGUGUUUUUAUAAGUGUGUUUAGUUAAGAUCUAAUCCAGCCCACGUUUUUAUUAUUUUCAACAUGAGUUGUUCUUAAAACCCUUGUUCACUGGUGUAAAUCAAUCAUUUAAUAGUACAAUACUGGUGGAUUGGUAAAAAACAAUCCAUCUACUUUGAUUGCAGCCGCCGCAAACUGCUGCAUUGCUUUUAGUGGUAGUUCCUCUUCAGAGCAGCACGGAAAUAAUGAAAGAUUUAACAAAGGAACAAGAGCUAAAUGACCUUUUGCAAGUUCUCAUGGGGCAAAUACUCUUGUGCUUGGAUUUUCAAAUGUUUCUCUGGUUCCUGGUAAUAAUCAGUUCCUGGUGAAAUGUAAUGUGCAUUGGACUGAGAAUUCAUUUAACUGUCCUUUGGAAAUCUCAUCUGGAUGUGUAUCAUACAGAUUUGUUCCUAGGAUCAGUACGAUGGAAGUUAUUUUGAUGCUUUACCUUGUCAUUUAAUCAGGCUGUGAUUUCCAGAGCAUUAGGACAUAAGCCUGAGAAUAGUAAAUACAGGUAAAUAAUGUGCAUGUUUUUGCUGAAAUAGCAGGCUUCUUGAAACACAGGAGCCUUUGCAGUCGAUCAAAGGCUCUUAUGGAUAACAAAUACAGGUAAAUAAUGUGCAUGUUUUUGCUGAAAUAGCAGUGCUGGCCACUUGGAGCUAAAGGUACUUGGAGACAUCCUGAAAUCACCCCAGGAAACUAUACCAUAAAUAUAGAUCUGCUCAGGGCCCAUUAAUGAUGUCUGGAAGCGUCUGUAUCUCUGGCAUGGUGAUAAUCUAGGGGGAAGUAUGAACGUACUAGUUUAUGAAUGCUCUGCUCAACAUGCUAGUUAUAACCCAUUGAUUUUUAUGGCACCACUGACUGGAAUUAUAGAAGUCAGCAUGGGAGUCAAUUUCAGUGGAAGCAGGUGGUCUAUGGCCACAUUCUUGCAUGUGCAUGGAUCCAAAGGCGCCACCAUCUUUUAAGGGGGCAUUGGGUGAGGUACUUCUAAUUGUGGGGGGCUCCUGGCCAGCCUUUCCCUGCUGCCCUGCCAGCCAUGUUUCUUUGUAUCUUGUCCAUGGCAAGGAAAGCAUUGUGGAGUGGGUGGUUGAGGCUGCACCCCUGUGUCAUACCACAUUAAAUCAAAGCAUUUUCCUUUGCUAAAUUUGAUUCGGCUCAUUGCUACUCCAAUCAAACACUGCCUUUGUUGGUGAAUGGCAAAUGAGAGAAUCAGAGUGGCUAUGGCACAGGCUUUUUCCUGGUUUGUUGCCUGCAUUGGCUACACCAAAGGAAAGUGCUAUAGUAGGUGGCCAGUCAAGGCUGCUGCAGCCUGAAGGCACACCAUUUUAAAUUAAAGUAUUUUACUUUGCUAAGUUUCAUGUCUGAUUGGUUCAACUUGCUUCAAAGGCCACAUCUGGCUGGUUCAGUUUGCUGCUCCUAAAACCUAGCAAAGGAAAAUACUUCAAUUUAAAAUGGCGCACAUCGGGCUGCGGCCUUGACUGACCAUCCACCACCACACUUGCCUUUUAAUGCAGUGCCAUGAAACUCCACUGCCUGUUGGGGUAGUGUUAAGCCCCCCCACCUCCAUUGAAAGCAUCCACCUGAGGAACACCCCGUAUCUGGAAAACACAGGUCUGUUGCAUAUUUCCUUGGUUCACCAUAGUGUCUUUUCCUACAUCGGUUUAGUAAAACUGGCCAAGCUAUCUCUUAAUACUGGCUGACAAAAGAAUGGUUACAUGUAAAAUAUGAGUAGCACUCAUGAAAAUUGGUUAAUUCAUAAUAAUAGCUAGUAUUGCUUAUUUAAUACAUGGUACUGAAGCAUAUAACCCUGAUUUUACUACUUCGUCAUUUGUUAGUGGUUUUUUUAUGCCCACAUUUAUUUAAUCUUUGCUUUUUCUCUGUUUCUGUAUAUCUGUCUUCCAGUGACUUGCUGUUUAUAUCUCCCACCCUGCUGCCUUUCAUUGCUAUGAAAGCUGCAUCUUUUCUUUAAAAAGGAUUACUCCCUAGUAACAUUUUAAAAAUCACUUGACACACAAUUACUUAAAAAUUACACAGUAAUUUUCCACACAGUGUCUACAAAUUAUUGCCAUACUAUUUCAAUCUAAGUCAAGAUGGCACUUUUGAUAACAAAAACAUUCCAAAUAGAAUUUCAUUUCAUGACUUCUUUAUAACAAACAAAAGUGAUGUCAUUGUUUAUACAAAACAGAGCGCCUUUAAUUAUAAUGUCUUUGAAGUCUUUUCAACACAGGCUUCUCUGCACGUUUCACAUCAUAAUAUACAUUUCUUUUAAAGUGUUCUUAGGGCCGAAAGUAGAUAAUGCAAAGGAAAUGUGGCUGCCAUCAAUCUCCUCAGAUAACAUCUAAUAGAAAACGUACUGCUGUCACCAUAUUACAUUCAGAGUUGCACUGCCUUUGCACUGCAAGCUGCAGCCAAUGCACUGGAAUGGGAGACUGGGAAGUGCUCAACAUGACAAUCACAUUGCUACUUUAUUUUACUGGAUAUUCUGGGCCCGGACUGGCCCACAAUGUCCAGUUCAAUUAUCAGCAAUGGUUAUAUAAACAAUUUGUGGAAAUUCACAACGAAACUGACUUGAGGUUUUUACUUGGACAAAGUAAUAUGCCAAAUAAGUAAGUGAUGUGUUUUCAGCCUUACACAGUAUAAGGUGUUUCUUCUCAGACUGAGAAUCUCAGUAGGUUUUUGCAGAGCGACUAUUAAGACAACAAUCGCUUUUAACGAGAGUGCACAAUGGUCACCCUAGAAGUUCACAUCAUAGUUUUAAAUCUUUUCCAUCAAGUUUGGGAGAAGACUUAUUUAUAAUGGAUGUAUUUCUGCGUGUGUGUCAGAAGUCCGUUCCACUGAGUUCAAUGGGGCUUACUCCCAAAUAAAUAUGCAUAAGAUUGUAUGUAUCCUUAUAGUACUGUUUGUAUAUUUUGCCCAACAUGAAAUGAUACCCAUCAAUUUCUUGUACAAAGAUGAACAAAUCAUUAUAAAUGCUCUUUUUUCUUAAGUUGUGUGAAGUUAUUAAAAUCAGUUUUGAAACUGCUA